CUGCUUUCGUCUUCGUCAUCUCUCUCGGUUCAGAAGUAGCUGGCUGAAGCAGCAAAAACCGUCGUCUGUCUGGUUCUUAAACAAUUUUCCUUCCUUUUUCCCAUCAAACUGUUCGGAUCGGGUUGUUUCGAAUUGCGCUUGGGUUGCGGAGGAAAAUGGGCCUUGGUGGAUAGUUUUUUCACGUGCGGAUUUUUCGGGUUUUUAGGGUCGGAGGAAAAAAGUGUAGGAUUUUUGCACAUCGUGACCGUGAACUUUUUUUUUUGUUCGCACGGUUGAAUCACGGCCAGGCGUCACAAAUCUGGGAUGCAGCAAGGUGGAUUACCAGUGCGAAUGGAAAAUGUGGUUUCUUUGAAAGGUGCAUAAGAUUUUCGAGCGACGGACGACGUUUGGAAGACUAGUUUGGAGUGCCAAAAAGGGAUUUAGGGAAUUUUCAAGUGCCAGUUCCAGAUCAAAAAUCAUCUCCCACCCAAGCGUGCAGAGAGGCCAGGGAAAAGAGUGAUGAAUUUCUCCGCCUUUGGGGGUCCCUUUUCCGGGAUCCAUCAGUUUGCGGCCAAAUUCGGCAGCAACGAUGGUGCCUUUACCAGUACCAAUCAAGCAAAUGGCGCCGUUGGCCUGGCGGCGCUUGGAACCGUGGCCAGUCUGGGACAGCAGCAACAACCCCAGCAGCAGACCCCCCAACAGCAGCAGCAACAGCAACAACAACAGCAGCAGCAGGAUCUUAAUCGAUACCAUGCGGCGGCCAACGGGAAUCAUUUUAAUCAGAACACUACCUCAAUGGUCAACACUACGAUGUCCUACGGUCAAAAUAUUUCCAUUCCGUAUGGUCAACAGCCACAAACUACAGCCGAACAUGCAGUCUCCUUUACCACCAAUGCCAACAUGCAGGACCAAAACAAGUUGAAAAAUACCACGAUCAAAAUCGAUCGAGACGAAAUGAUCAAUCAACAGAUUCUACAGAACGUUAACCAAUCCUGGCAGACGCUGGCAAAUCCCACCAAUACCGUAGACUAUUCAUCACACUUGCUAUCGGCGACUUUGCCAAUCUCAAUUCAACACUUCUUGAAAUACUCGGAAUCGAUCAAGAAGGAAACGAAUGGCGUAGGAUCGGGGUUGUCUUCUCCGGGACCGCUAAGUGGACUGAUCGGUGUCGAAACGAACGCGUUUAACGUGCAGAAAGACUUGCUUAAUCUGAAGAACGGAUCCAACUUGAACUUGGCGUUGGGAAAUGUUGCGGUCAGUGCUGCGGCCGCUAGCUUAGGUUUGAACCACCAACACUUGACUCAUCAUGCCAACAAUCAUCAGGACAACAGUCAUGCCAACUACGGGAACGUUAAUCAGCUUCCGAUCGUUCCCAACAACGUAACCACCAAUGGCCAAAUGCAAACCAUGACCCAACCUCAGCAGUCUGCCAUCAACGGAGGAGUGGCACCGGCAGCAGUCAAUGGCCAAAUUGCUCCCACCACAAAUGGAACGAAUGUCAAUGCCAGUGAAACGACAACAACUACCACGACCACCGGAUCCAAGAAGGGCAAACGAGGCAAGGGUAAACGUCCCAAGAAGGAAAAGAAACGUAAACCACCGAAGGAGAAGAAACCGCGCCCCAAACCGGGUCAGAUCCGGGAAACGAAGGCCCUCGAUGGGUCACCACUGUUUUGCUGUCCCGAGUGUCAGAUGGCCUACCCGGAGCGGGGUCUUAUCGAGCAACAUGUGGUUUCACAUGCCGUCGAGAGACGGUUCGUGUGCGAUAUUUGUCACGCCGCGCUGAAGCGAAAGGAUCACCUGACGCGCCACAAGCUGUCACAUAUACCGGACAGGCCGCACAUAUGCAGUGUAUGUUUGAAAUCGUUCAAACGCAAGGAACAGCUAACGCUGCAUAUUGUGAUCCACACCGGUGAGAAGAAACACGUCUGUCAGGAGUGUGGGAAGGGAUUCUACCGGAAGGACCACCUGCGCAAGCACACCCGAUCGCACAUAGCCCGCCGGGUCAAGUCGGAAAUGUCCACCCAGGCAGGGAACAGUACCGGAACUACCACCGGAGGAACAACCGGAACCACGACUAGCACCACCAACAGUAAUGCCCUGAAUAAUUCGGCCCUCGCUUCGUCGUUGAUGGCCACCAACAUGCAGGGAGCACCGGUGACCGCAUCCUGAGCCUCGUACAAGGACUUUUGGUAAGGUGUAGGCUGUUCUUCGCGGUUCCCGGUCACAACUGGGAACCGUUAGUACUCGGGCCUAGCUCUAAUGGGGGUUGAAUCACUUGGAGGAAGUUCUGAUCGGUCGAGGGUCGAGGUGAUAUCAAUUUUUAAUUUGUUAACUCAAACAGUUGAUUGAUUGUUUUACAAUAGCAAAUAGGGUAAUGUUACGAACAAAUGACUUCCGUUUUCUACAAUCUAAAUAGCACAAUUUCUCCUACACAACACUCAAUAUCCCACAACACAAAUAGCACAGAUUUACAUUCAAGUUUUACAGAGUACAACAUUAAAAACAACAACCAAUAGCGAACCUUCUUUCUUCUCCUCGUCGAUGCUAUGAAUUCAAAUUUGAUCCUUAUUGCGCUACUUGAGGGAACGCCGUUUGGAAACCUUACUGGAAAGUCCAUAGUUUUUAACCCGGUCGAAGCUGGGAAAUGAGCUGAACUCUCAAUUCCAUUCGACCAACAAUCUUGGUUUGAAAACGAGUUUUUCUAAACUAAUUCUAUAUAUCUAUCGCCGAUUAAGACGUUUUAAGAAAUAUCUAAGUUAUUAUACGAGUUAAAAGUUAAGAGAAUCCCAUAAAUUGUACUAACUUAAAGUUAAAAUCCCUCUAUUGUGAUGACAUCUUUAAAUCUAAAGGAUAAUGUAAAACGAUAACGUUCUCGCCACAAUAAACGAUCGUUUUGCGUUUAAAUGUGCAAUCUGACCUGACACCUGAAACUCUCCACCGGUUUUUUGCAUCAUGAUAUCAAUACGUGCUGGAUUUAUAAUCGAUAAUAGUACUAAGUCCACAGCUUUUUCGGUUUUGAACCGCUUUUUUUUAACACUGUUGUCUGGGAAGUUUUAUUUAUUAUUAAAAAAUAAUAUGUUAUGAAUCUGUUUUUUUUAAGUUUUUUUUUGUUAAAAAUAUUUAUUUGUAAAUGAUGUUAAUUUUGUUAAUUUGAAAAUUUCGAAAUAUUAAAUUGCUAUUAUCGAUUACAAAUCUCAAAUCAGUUAUCACAACUAAAUUGGUUUGAAUCUUUAAGUGUAAAAAACGAGUAAAUUAUCAAGCUUUUGACAUGUGAGUAAAUCAAUCAUUGAAUGAGAUCGAUGUUGUAUUUGUUUUCGUCUUAAGUAUAGAUUAUGCAUUGCAUUCCUUUCCAAUCGUUGUAGAACAGGAAUGAAAAACAAUACUUGUUCGCUUUUUCCAUCAAUAAAAAAAACAAAUAAAAAAACAGCAAUAAUUCUACCGCAAAAAUCUAAAACUUUUUGAAAAGCGUUUCCUUUAAAUUUGACGAAGCAAAUGUUAUGAAACAAAAACAAAAAGAAAAAACUGUGGAAAAGCAAAAACAAAAAUAAAACCCAAACAUUGCUUGUGAAAUAAAAAUAAUAAUAACUUAAAAACAAAAAACCUUGCGGGUGUUUCGAAAGGCUGAUGCUGAUGCAAAUUAGAUCUCUAAGUUUGAAAGCUGCUACUGAAAUCGAAAGCAAAACGUUAAACUUUAGAAAAAAAAACAAAAACUACAGCUAUACGAAAUCAAUCAGAGAAGAAAAACAUCACCCAAACAUACAUAUAUACACAUAAAUAACAUAUUUGCUCUUAAUAUAACAAUGAAGAAAAAAAACGAGUUGAAGAUAGAGAUGAAACAAAAGAAAACAAACAACAAGCAAAAUCGAAACGCUACAGAUAUACGAAAUACUAUGGAAUUAUAUUAUACAAAAUUGGAGCAAAAAGUGUAAUAUUUUAUUUAUUAUGCCAUGGCUUAUAUUAUUGGGAAAAAAGAAAUCCAACGGUUGGUGGAGCUGAAAAAAAAAACUUAUGUAGUAGAAGAUAUCCAUAAGCGUACGAAGAUAUAUUUUGUACUGAAUAUUGUGAAAUAUAUUGAUAACUAAGCAUUAACUGAAGGAAAAAAGAUGUUUAAUCUAAAGAAAUAAACUAUAUACAUAUUUAGAAACCAGAAAAAGCGGUAAGAGUAAAGUAUUAUAUCUAUGAUAUGGCAUAAACCUUUUAAAUUUUGAACACGGUUUGCACUCGUACGGAAGCAGUUGUUGUGAAAUGUUUCGAAAAUGAAAAGUUAAAGGAACCGGAAUCGGAACAGAAAUCGGAAUAUCUAGAUCGGCUUUGUCUACCUAAAGUGAAACAGACAAAAACUAACUCAAAACAGAUGAAUCUGCUUAUCCUACUUUAUUAGAAAACAAACAAACAAACAACAAACAGAUGGAAUACAAAGAUAGAAGGAGAAAAGUAAAACUAUUACAUUAUCUCAUGCAACAAAAGUAUAUGAAUUCAAAGUACAAAGUAAUAACAUGAAAAAGAAAGAAGAAUAAAGAAUACUAAAGCAAACUAAUGAAAACUCGUUGAAACAAUAGAGAAAGAAAACCUGUAAACUACAACCAAAGUACACAGAAAACAAACAAACAAAAUAACACAUUGACAGUUACUGCUAUCCGCAACUAAACUAACCGAAGCGAUGUUCAAAACCGAGAAAAUAACUCAGAAAAAAAAAACCUAUAACAAAAUAACCUAUAACUAUUUGAAGGCAGAAAGCUUGCAAACGUUGACAAAACUAGAAAAAACCAACUAGAAACCACCAACAUUCAGAGAACCAGAGAGAAAAUUAAAACAUAUUUCGUAUUUAUCUCUUAACGAACCAUAUAACACAUACAAAAAACAAAGCAUAUAAAACAAGAGAGAGCAAGUUUCAUAUAUUGGUGUGCGUGGAAGGACAGAUGACGAAAUACACAUCUCUCACAACUAUAUUCGUAGACAGACAGAGAUGGAAUUAUUUUUAUUAUUUACCGAUGCAAUCCCUUAUUUAUCUGAAGGGAAAAGAUGAACUAUAAACAACAAAUUCAACAAACCAUGAACAACAGAAGCAUCAGAUCUAAACUAUCUAAAAAGAAAAAAAGAUUUAUUCAAAAUAAUCCUACAACGUUUCAGAGGGUUGAGUGUCCAAAACAAUAGAAAAACAUAAAAUGAAUGCCACCGAAUAGCGAAACUUUUCACUUUAUUUUUCAUUUUGGGAAACGAUAUUUUAUAACUUAUCGAUGUCAAUAGUUUGAUAUAUUGAGAAACUUAGAAAUUUUACUAAAUUUUGAAGUUGCUUAGUUUGAUUUUGAUCUCAUACUGAAAAUCUGCGCUUCCAGAUUCGAGGGCUUAGUAAGACUUGCCAGAAUGUUUGAGUUUUUCGGUUAACAAGGAGGGGUCACUCAAUGACGUUCAAGUUCGCAUUGGAUUUGAGCUUCUUUUUCCCUUCAAUAACUCAAAACACGAUGAGUUGAGGCGAAAAAGUUGUUGAGGGAGGAACCCAGCAAACAUGAAAUCGUAUCAGAAAUGAUAACUUAAGUCGCUUACAAUGGUGUUGCGAAUCGCAACUCCAACUGCAUAGUGAAAAGAUCGUACAAAAUGUCAUCUGAAGUCAGUUUAAAUCGGAUAUGGCAGAUAGUCCGCCAUGUUUGUUAAUUUUGAAAUGAUUUUGCUUCCGCGAGAACUUCAAAUGAGAAAAUCGUCUUCAUGUUCUCUCUGCAACCAGCAGUGCAUCCAGAUGGCUAAAAAUCAAAUGAAAAUUGAGCGAACUGGAAAAUAUUGUCGCUGGAAACGAUUUCAAGGCUAUGAUAGCAAAAUCUUAGGCUCUCUUACAUUCUUCCGAUCGGUAUGAAUAAGGUGCCGAAUAACGCCCAAUUGAUGUAGUUUUCGUCGCUUUAGAAAGAAAUGAAAUUUAUGAAUGUAUAUUGCCUCCACUUUGGUGGGCAAAUUCUGUUUUUUCAACUUUCAUACGAUCAUUCUUUAAUGUAUAUGGAAUGUUUAUCAAAACAGCAUAAAAAUAUAACUACAAAAAUGUUUGCUGGGAAUAUAAAUCAUGACAUAAAUGCAACAGAAUGCCUGCUUCAUAACAGAAGUUUUCCAAGUAUGCUCAAACAAAGAGUAUGAAACUCUUAUCGAUAAGUUCUUCAUAACGCACGCACCAGCUAAGAAACAUAAACACGAUAUUCAAUGGUAAAUUUUUUCGCAGGAAUUACGGUGGUAUUUGUUGCGUUUGUUGUUUUCACAUUGUGGAAACUUGCAACCAACUCAUUUACACCUGAAUUAAACCUCUAAAGCAUGGAUCAUCCAAAAUCUGGACGCACUGUUUAUUAUACCAUAGCGCUCCUAGUUGUCAGAUCUGAAAUGUUUUGACAGUACUUUGUUCGGAAAUGUUUCCUCUAUUAGUGCUGAAAAUUUCAUAACGAUUUGUUUUGUUCCAAUAAAGUUACACGUUAUGGAAGCCGCGAGGCAAAAAUAAAUUUUGGACACCCACUUCAAAAACCCGACGUGGUCUGGUUCAAAAAUCGUGAAAUCUGAUUUUGGUCGGCUUCCUGGCCAAAAAUUUUACAAAGUUACUGGUCGGGGUGAUGUCCCCGCCAAGUUCAAAUUCGUUUAUGCCGAUAGGUUGGCAAGAAAGUGUUUGAUCUGGCAAGGUAUUUGCAGCUGCGGACGAAAAACCCCGGUUUUUGUGAAAAACAAGACCAUGGACUCCGAAAUGUACAAGGAGGAGUGCCUGAAAAACUUUUUUUUUCGUACAUUAGAUCUCACAAAGGACCAGUGAAGUUUUCGCCAGAUUUGUAAAGCUGCCACUACAACUAAGAGGUAUGUACAGUGGCAUCGGGCCAACGGGUGGAUUUUGUCGAAAAGGACAUCAACCCACCCAACUGCCCUCAAUUCCGCCCUAUCGAAAAACUUUUGGGCAAUUGUCAAGCAGAAGUUGAAGGAGAAUAGUAGGACGACUCGGGAUGCAACAGAGAUGAAGAAAUUGUGAAACAAAAUGGCAGCUGAGGUCAGUGAAUGGGGUGUCCAAACUUUGAUGAGUGGUUCUAGACGAAAAGUUCGAAAUUUCAUCAAAACAACAUCGAAAUAACUUUUUUCUUAUUUUUCCUUUGAAGUGCAAAAAAAACCCUACAUUUUGGUUACAAAACAUUUUUAUUUCGUUAACAUAGCUUCAAGAUAGAUCCUUUAGUUUUAAAUUCCAUGUGUCUCUUAUCUGUUCUUUAUCCUUUCGAUCUAUAUUGAGAUAUAGUGUGUAACGAGUACACUCUUUACUAGUAAAACCAACAACAGAAAUUGCUUGAAAACUUGUAAAUCAAUUGAUUAAGAGCCAAUUAGAAAGUAUAUAAAAUGAAACAAUAAUAAUAAAAUUAAUUAUUUAUAAAUUACCUUCACUUAACACAUAAAAUUAAAAUAAAAAUUUCGAAGAGUAAAAUCAACGCAGAAAGUUGAGCGAAUAAAUCCUCCUGCCAGGUACCACCCUAAAAUAAUCAUCAUUAACAUCAGAAGCGCACCUGUAGAUGAAUUUGAUCACCCGACACAUUUUUGUAGUAGAAAAUAUGGCCACAGGUCAUCUUCUAGAAGAUCACCGUCUGCAAACUUGUUGUGCAUCAGGUGAAUUACCUCUUUCGGGAUGCUUUUGUGCACUAUGUGCACCUAAGCUUGCAAUUGAAAAACGGCGUGAUCUUUGAACUUGGGUUUGGAAGGGGAAGACAAGUCUGCAUUGUAAAUUUGCGGAUAAGAGAGUUAUUGGUUUAACUUCUCGAUUAGGUCUUCGUAUCGGGAAGUUCCGGUACGAAGUUGAACUGAAUCACUUACUCUUGUAGUUCAGUUGGGUGAAGACCGUUAAAUUCGCGGGCCUCUUAGCUACUUAGCUGAAGAUAGCGCAGGAAAGUUUAGUGCUAAAAUGCGUAGAAAAAAGUGCUUAUUACUCAGUCAGAUUCGAGAAGCCCACUACAGCUUCCUCCAGCAGCCGUUACAUCGAUCAUUGGUCCCACCGUGACGAUCCGGAAACCCGUCGAGGUGACCCGAAAACCCUCCAAGGCCAUCAGGAAACCGCCGGGACGAAACGUCAUUCCUGGAGCACGCACGCAAAAGCGCCAAAGCGAUCGCGCCGCCUUAGCCCUCGGGAGAGUACAUCGGCGGUUCUCCGCCAGUAGCAGCAGAACCGGGAAAACAUUAUAAAAUCCCGUCACGUAAAGCAUGGAUCACUACAAAUCUGGACGCACUAUUUAUUUUACCAUAGCGCUCCUAGUUGUCGGAUCUGGAAUGUUUUGGCAGCACUUUGCAGAGGAAUGUUUCUUCUACCAGUGCUGAAAAUUUCAUUACGAUUCGUUUUGUUUCGAAAAAGUUACACGUGAUGGAAGCCGCGAGAUGAAAAUAAAUUUUGAGCAACCACGUCAAAAACCCGACGUGGUUGGGUUCAAAAAUCGCGAAAUCGUUAAAAAUGGUCAAAUCAACCGUGUGUAGCGUUCUCAAACGUUUCCGUGAGAUGCGUACUAUAGAUCGACAGGUUCAUACCAAGCGUCAUAGUGGAAUUAAGGAUCGGAAACUGCAUUUGAAGGUGUUGAGAACGAUCAAGGAAAACACAGGGUAGUCGGACUAUGACAUUGCCAAGAAAUUCAACGCCGACCGGUGCACCGUCAGCAGAAUUCGUCUACGCGAAGGAAUACGAUCCUAUCGGACCAGUAAUCAACCAAACCGGACAUUGAAGCAGAAUUUAGUAGGCAAAGGGCGUGCCCGCAAGUUAUACAAGAAGAUUCCAACGAAGUUCGACGGAUGCAUCUUCAUGGAUGACGAAACGUAUGUGAAGAUGGAUUUUGGGCAGCUUUCUGGCCAAAAAUUAUGUAAAGCCACUGCAGUGGUGCACUGCACUGGUCAUGGUGAUGUCCCCGGCAACUUCAAAUUCGUUUUUGCUGAUAAGUUUGCAAGAAAGUGUUCGAUCUGGCAAGGUAUUUGCAUCUGCGGACGAAAAAUUCCGGUUUUUUGUGAAAAACAAGACCAUGGACUCCGAAAUGUACAAGGAGGAAUGCCUGAAAAACUUUUUUUUUUCGUACAUUAGAUCUCACAAAGCACUAGUUAAGUUUUCGCCAGAUUUGGCAAGCUGCCACUACAGCUAGGAGGUUCUACAGUGGUAUUGGGCCAACGGGUGGAUUUUGUCGAAAAGGACAUCAACCCACCCAACUGUCCUCAAUUCCGCUCUAUCGAAAAAUUUUGGACAAUUGUCAAGCAGAAGAUGAAGAAGAAUGGUAGGACGACUCGGGAUGCAACAGAGAUGAAGAGAUUGUGGAACAAAAUGGCCGCUGAGGUCAGCGAAUAGGGUGUUCAAACUAUAAUGAGUGAUACUCAACGAAAAGUUCGAAAAUUCAUCAAAACAACAUCGGAAUAAUUUUUUUAUUAUUUUUCCUUUGAAGUGCAAUAAAAACCCUACAUUUCAAGUACAAAACAUUUUUAUUUCGUUUACAUAGCUCCGAGAUAGACCCGUUUUAAUGCGUCCAGAUUUGUAGUGAUCCAUGCUUUAUAAGCAGCUAACGUGAGUACUCGCCCAUGCAUGGCCAACUUUGUAUUGUAACCAGUGAUUGAAUUUUGCUGAGCAUGAAUUGAUCAACCAUCUCUCGCUCAACGCUUUACUCGGAAGCAAAGGUUGCUUUGAGGCAGCGAAAACGACAAAACCGAUGAUGCAUACGCUCUCACAUGGCCCGCCUUCAAGAAGCAAUAUACAUUCGAGGCAGCGAAUCCAAAAAACCAAACGAAUGGCUCUCACUCAUCUCCUGUUACAUUCUUGACGGAACCGAAUUCAAAAGGCAGAGCGGACCCGAGUCUCCUCGUUUGUGCCUGGAUCGAAUACCCGAGGUUUUUCUGCUUUUGCUAUUAUUGCACAGCAACCGCACGCAGGCAGCUAGUUUUUUCGUUUCUUUUCCCACCCUCUCCUUGCUCCAUACGUUGCGGGCCUAUGCAAUGCAAUAAGUUCGGUUGUUGUCGUUGUUGCCUCAACCUUUGCGGCAAGGUUGAAGAUGUUCUCCUCAACGCAGCUAUCGGCUUGAGUCCAUCAAAUUCAAUAUCGUAAAUGCGUAUGUGUGCCUCGUCUAUUUCAUGCAUCAUGUAGCGACCGAACGUUGAGAGAGUUCGUUCUGAGCAGCGAACGGAUAGUGUCUCUCGGAGCAGAUCCUCCUCAUGGGGGGAGGUUUGAAUGAAUGUAUAUGUAUCGUCUCCUGUAUUACUAUACGAGGCCUCAAAGUGUGUAUUUUGAAUGCCUCUGAUGAGAAAAUGGUUGAGGAUUUCAAUCACUGAUUGUAACGAUUGUUCAUGUAGGUACAUGACAUUCUUCUGAACGGCAUGCAACGAUAGCUGCUCUGUUGUGUUGUGAGCCUACUUGGUUGAAAGAUUCAAUUGAGUCAUGGCAAUCGAAAGAUUCCUUUUAAUUCAACCACGGUAAAUGAAAAGUUCAUAAACCGGUAUUUCGAUAGCAACUUACUACCUACUUCAGUGAGCGUUUUCGAUUGAUCAAUUCUGUGACACAUAUUCUGUGAUAAAAUUUCGGCAACUUUGAUGGUAUCCCCAAAAUGAAAUGUAGGGGCUCAGCAUCCUGAAACAUACGCAUCAUUGCACUGAGUGGUUCAAUGUAGCCAUACGAUGUUCGGUGGAUUUGAUGUGACAGCAACGAAUUAGAUCGCAGAGCUCUCGACGGGGCACUGAGCUUUAUCACCCUUAGAAGAUUUGGCUAUUGAACUUAUUCCAUUCAUAUUCUUUACAAUGAAAGAAGCCUGUUGAGUCUUUCGGCGAACUUCGAGGGUUUCGAGACCCAAAAGCUGACACCGAUCCGAAUAUGCUGGAAGAUCUUCGGGAUGACGCCAAGGCAGGUGUCGCAAGGCGAAUCUGACAAAACCGCUUCUGUACACGUUCAAUCCUCCAAAUCCAACUUAGUUGAUACGGAGCCCAGACCACAGCAGCAUGGUCAGUUAUAGAUUUGACGAGGGCGCAGACAAGGAUCAGUGAAUUUACGUGACACUUUGGUGAGGAAGCCGAGCUUUGUUGAUAACUGAAGAGCAUUGACUGUUGAAAGUGAGCUGCGCAUCGAGGAUCACACCAAGAUCAUCCACUUUAAAGACCCUUUCAAAAACUGGCUGCCGAUACUAUAGUCAUAAGGGAUCGGUGUUUUAUUCCGAUGAAAAGAGAAUCACAGAGCAUUUUGAUACACUGUUUGUUCAGUCUACACCAUUCACCAAAGUGGUUCAGCAGAGACCGUGUAACCAAUUUUCGUUCCGUCUUCUUGGCUUGUAAUCAGAUCGUUGAAAAAUAGCGCAAAUAAUAGUGGUCCCAAAUUACUCCCUUGGGGGACGCCAGAUCGAUUGGUAAAAGGAUAUGAAAUGCUAGUGCCGUACCUGAUCCUUAUGCAGCGCUCGGUGAAAAAGGAAUCAUGUUGUCAUGAAUGCCAAACUUGGCAAGCUUAGCGAGCAAAAUCUUAUGGUCAAUCGCGUCAAAAGCAGCUUUGAUAUCUGCAUACACCGCAUCGACUUGUUUUUUUUAUUUUCUAACUGAUUGAGGCAAAACGACUUGUAUUCUAUGAGGUUAGUACUCACCGAUCUACCAGGCAUGAAACCAUGCUGUCCAGGGGCGAUGUACUGCGAUGAAGCGCGUAAAAGUGCCUGGCCAACAAUUAUUUCAAAGAGCUUAGACCCUGCAGACAAACUGGUAAUACCACGAUACUGCUUAACGUCUCGACGAUCGCCAUUUUUGAACACCGGAAACAUGAACGAAAUUUUCCAUUUGUGUGGAAAUUUUCUUUGGCAAGGAAAGAGCUUCGAUGCAGCGACGAUAGAUAACAGCUAUGUUACACUCUUUAAAAUUCAUCUCAACCAGCCACUCUUUUGCUUUAAGUGAACUCACGAACACCCACAUAUAUAGGAUCUCAGUGAAACUUCAUGUUUCUUUGAAGAGAUCUAAAUUCUACUUAAGACUAAGCGUACAUCUUUCAAGGAUAUAAUGGCUAGCAUUUUACUAAUGCUAACACCACCAACCCACAGAAAGAGUUCUAUGUUUGCCGUGACCAAGACUUGAUCUCAUGACCUCUGGCUUAGAAGACUUGAACGCUAUCUUCUAGGCCACGGUCGGCGGAACUCAUCCCUAGUUCACCGGGUGUCACGUAGAACACCCGGUGUAACUCUGAGUCACUGAGCCGCCUCAUAGUAAACUAGAGAAACGGACACACUGGCUUUACUGUAUUAAACGGCAAUACCUCUGCUCUUGACGAUUUAGGAUCUUAUGUACCCUCUAAAUAAUCAAGGCCUAUCCUUGUUUCAGUUGAUUUUUAGAACUUUUAUUAUGGUGUGAUUUGAGCAAAAAUACAGUUUAAAAAAACCCAACCCUAACCAAAAACAAACCAAGAGUGAACUUGUUCGACCAGAUUUGGCCCACUGUAUCGAACUUAUUUUUGAAAAACCCGACAGCCCAUAGUUACCGAAAAAAAAAGAAAAAAAAAGACGGGUCCUGUCAUCGACAUUUCCGGAGGUCACUUUUGUUUUGGCAAAUUGGAAAGAAAAAAGUGUGAUGCUCGGUCGGUAGUGCGGAGGCUUUUGGGCCUGCGAGUCUGCACCCGGGGAGAAAGAUUCGGGGCUUUUGCUUCGCAUCCACACGGAGAAGAGAAGCGGCGAACGUGGCACAGAUGGCGACUCCAUCAUCGCCGGCUUCGGAGCCAGUACAUCGACAGUGCCGUCAGAAUAAUUGGGGCGUCGGCCCACGGCAAUCAACAACUCCAGCAAUCAUAUCCGGCACGGCAAUGUCGGGCGUCGCCAUCGGUGUGAUACCAGCCACACCUCCGGCUGCGUGGGAAGUGCUGCACCAGCAGCAGAAACGACAGCUCUAGCAGCAGCAUGGCCAAACCGUCGAGCGUCUCGGAGGUAAGUACGAGGUAGACAGUGGGACCAUGCAUGGUUCCUCAGGAAGGUGCCAGUCGGACGUGAGCCGUAAGUGGAAUUUGAAUGAAACUACACUCUAAUAAAAUGACCAGAAUAGUCGGGAGAUUGGGUGGGUAAAAUAAAUCGUGGUCAAUUAGGAUAUAUUGACAGUUUUACACGAACACCAGCUUAGCAGGAGGCCUCAGCCAUAACCUCAAACCACGGGAGAACAGAAUCGAUUUUUGAGAAGGGCGCACGAUAAACGCGUUUUUUCCGGUACUCAUAUCGACAAAUUCGCCCUGUGGAAAAACGAUACACGGUGUUCGUGUUUUGAUUUUUUUGGGCGUUCAGGGUUGCCAAGUGCAUUGAUAUUUGGAAAAUGAUUAUAUUUUUUAAUUGCAUUGUUAUUGCAUUGUUAUUGAAAAACCUUUUCAUAAGUACUGAGAAUUUGCAAUAUUCCCGUAGAUUUCUAGAAAAAAAUGAAAUGCAAUUAAAUGCGUAGAAAUUGAUUGCAACAUUUGUCUGAACGGAAUAACAACUGCCUGUAUCGCACACUUAAACGAUGUAGCGAAUUAUGUGGAUUUGUUUAUAAUAAUCAGAGCAUGCAGGAGAUUAUUUCCAAAGUCAACAUAGACGGGCUUUCAUUAAAUUACUUUUUUUGUAACAGUUAAUGAUUUGGCAUUCGUUUAGAAGAUAGAAACUAAUUUUGAAUCUAUCAAGCAGUAUAUGAAAACAUAUUUCAGAUGUUUUAAAUUCACCUUAAAAAUUCAUUAGAAAAAUAUGGCUUAUCUUCAUCGAUUUUGGGACGCCUCAUGAUGAAUUCAAACGUUUAGCUGUUGACAUUCAAAAAAUUUAAUCAAUUAAGAAAUAUUAUAAUUAGUUGAAAUCAAACAAAUACUGAUUUUAGUAACGCACCUAGCAUCACUGGUGAGGCCGCCAGCAAAUCAAAGUUUGAGGUUAUGGCUGAGGCCAAUUCUUUGCCAAUACUAUCGUCCGUAUAUACCCUUAUAGUAAAAUUAACCUCAUUCUUUCGAUGCAUUAAUCUUGGGCUGGCAACGCCAGGUUUUUGGAUCCACGACUUUUUCAGCCAGUAGUUUUUUUCCGAUCGACUUUCUUAGAGUUAUCCUACACUGAUUCAACUUACUGUCAACCACUUUUUGUUUACUGUCUAAUCAGGUAUCAGAAAAUUGUUAGGCUGAAAAUGUAAACACGAUACUCGAGAGUAGAUUCCUGUUGUGAAAAUACAACGGCACUUGAUUUCUUGAAGAUGCCAACGAUAACAAUGCCGUUGGGUUGUCACAAUAAAAGAACGGUGAUCGCGCAGCGCAGAGGUAGUCUAGUGGAUUGGCUGGCGCGAGUCUGGUGUUAAGCCUGGCGCACUGGGCGCGAUUCCCGAAAUCGGAAACAAAACUUUUGGAUUCGAACUAGGUCAGGGGGGGUGACAGAGAUUGAUUCCCUGACGACAACUAUGCAAUGGCGUUAGGUAAUCACAUCUAGUUAACGGUGAUCCUGUUUAGUAUACCGUACUCCAUCGAAUGACUUUCAACAGUAAUUCAGAAUGAAAUGGCAUUAGACGCCAAGAUGCUUAAGAUUUUUCGUUUAAAUUAAUUAGAGAUUUUCAUUGACUAUGAUAUUACUGACAGUGUACCCGAUACAGGUGUUCGGUAAUUAGUUGCUUCAAGAAUAGAAUCUAAGAUGGAAGGUGUUCCUAUAACAAAUCACUUAGAGUUCUAGUGGUUUUUAGUAUCUAAACGCAUAAUAAUUCGAAUACUUAACGCUUCCUUGGUAUAUUUGUAGCUUUAAACUGAGUCGAUUUCGGGUCUUUUUGAAUUUCUCAAACCCUGGAGUCUAAAAAACUUUGUUUUGGUUCAAAACUCAUCCAUAAUUUUUGCUGAAUUUUUAAGAAACGUUUACAUGAGUAAAUUUGAAAAUUUGAACUUUUAGUUUGUAUUGGAAAAUUGAAUAUUUUGUACUGAAAAAUCAGCAUAAUUUUUGUUUCUUCUGUGGGACCGAGCCGUCGUAUGAUUUUUGUGCCAAUUUAUAAAUUCUCUUAAGCAAAUUUCUGCUGAACAACUUUGUUGAAGACUGAAUCUUCGUAUCUUAUUAGGCAAGCAAUUACCUUCUAGUAUAUCAUAUCUAUUACUAGAAAGUUACCUUUGGGAACAGCUCUGUCGAUUUCCACAUUAGGAGUUCGGAUGUAAACACAGUACUCAAGUGUAAAAUCAUCGUUAAAACUAUGAUUUUAAUUUACUCUUCAGUAAUGGUUUAAGGAAAACCUCAGUUAUUUUACAAACCAUUAUCAUUGUUUUAAUGUUUCAUGCCGAUCUCUGCACUUCUUGAAAGUAUCUACUCAACGUUUCUACAAAGUGUUCGAAAUGUUUAAGUGGAUACAGGCAAGACGGGCUUUUAAGUCGUAUGAAAAUAGAGUAAAUCGACUACAUUUAACUGGAAAAAUUGUAGACUCACAAUAUUAAACUGAUGACAUCGACUAGGAAGCUUAAACUUCAGUUGCUCUUAAAAAAAAGUUAAGUAAAUAGCAGUAAAAUCUUCUUUCUCACUUGCAUACAUCUAUUUUUAUUUUAUUUUUUCAAAUUGACAAAUCUGCUAUGAUUUGCGACUUUUAAUUCAACUUUUGCUUAAUUUAUCCUCCAGCUAUCUGAUUCAAAACACUUCCAAUCAACUUUUCACAAAGCAUUAUAGUUUUUCAGUCUGGAAAAGGACAAUUCUACAAGGCUACGGAAAAGGCCAAACAAGUGGCAUGGCACAGCGAAUGAAAAAAAAGCACUAAUACGGAAAUGAAACACGCAAAAAAUGAUUCAGAAACGGACAGUUAGUAUCCAGUAACGGGAGGACGACGAAUGUAACGCACCGACUUUAAAUGCGCAAAAAAAAGUAUUACCUACUGCAUAUACUUGGGGACUUAACAUUGAAAGUGGAGGAAAAAUAACGCGUACAAUACAAUACAUACAUAUAUUUUUAUACAAGUAUCUACUUUAAUCCGUAUAUUUUGUAAGUACAUAUAAGUAAGAACACGUGGCGAACACCGUGAAUGUUGAAGCAAAACCAACAAGAGGAAAUAAUCAAUCGAAAAUGAAAGGUGGAGAAUGCGGGCAGGAUUUUAAAGACACUAGUAAAGCAGGUGAAUCGAGAAUUUAAGAAAAACUCACUCAUCACCAAACAGGCCGUGAAUGGCAAACGGAAUUCAGUGUUAUCGUUUAAAAUAUUAAUGAGAAUCGACUUAUUUGAGAUGCUUAAAACCAAAGUGAAGAAAAAAAAAUUGAUAAAGCUGAACAUAAGUUGAUCAUUGAGCGAAAAAAUACAUGUUACGAAUUGAAUAUGAAACAAGAAAAAAGGAAAACGCCAUUAGCCAAAACAGCUAAAUAGAACACAAAAGACGCAAUCGUGCAACCAAGCGAUUCCUCCUAAUAAGAUCAACUAUUUUUAGGGUUUUACUGAUUUAUUGAACAGAAAUGUGUAACCUGUAAGGUAUAAAUUGAAGCAAAACAAAACAAAAUAAUAUAUACGAUACA
Uranotaenia lowii is the source of this 16396-nucleotide messenger RNA. RefSeq names its product specificity protein transcription factor 3-like. Gene Ontology annotation, molecular function: DNA-binding transcription factor activity, RNA polymerase II-specific; RNA polymerase II cis-regulatory region sequence-specific DNA binding. Bases 499 to 2151 code for a protein of 550 amino acids. Lineage: Eukaryota; Metazoa; Arthropoda; Insecta; Diptera; Culicidae. Gene Ontology annotation, cellular component: nucleus. Gene Ontology annotation, biological process: regulation of transcription by RNA polymerase II. The transcript has 4 exons. The record is from RefSeq and is a predicted model, not a curated record.